Messenger RNA from Drosophila grimshawi, 2001 nucleotides. RefSeq names its product steroid transmembrane transporter SLC22A24. Gene Ontology annotation, cellular component: membrane. Gene Ontology annotation, molecular function: transmembrane transporter activity. Bases 83 to 1771 code for a protein of 562 amino acids. The record is from RefSeq and is a predicted model, not a curated record. Gene Ontology annotation, biological process: transmembrane transport. Lineage: Eukaryota; Metazoa; Arthropoda; Insecta; Diptera; Drosophilidae. The transcript is spliced from 4 exons.
CGGCCGAGUGCUGACUGGCUGACUGAAAAUAAUAAAAACUAGACGGACUGAGGGCCACCGUAUUGCUUGAAUCUCAAUCGCAAUGGCUGUUAUCUUGACGCAUGCUAUGGAUUUUGAUGAUAUACUGGCCAAGUGCGGCAAUAGCCAUCGCUAUCAGUAUCUGCUGCUGGGACUCUAUAGUCUAUUGAUGUUCAUUACAUCGAUGCACUAUUUUUCGCAAAAUGUGAUUAGUUUUGUUCCCGAUCACUGGUGCUAUCACGAGCAGCUGGAGAAUCGCAGCUUUGAACAGGUCGCGGCCAUCUACAAUCAGUUCGAGAGACCUUCAUGCACCCGACUGGAAAGUAUUGAUUCAGAGGGACUCAAUGCGACUGUGAGUGAGGAGCGUUGUGAUCGCUGGAUUUAUAACUAUGAUUUUGGUUUUAGGAGCAUGAACACCGACCUUGAUUGGGUCUGCGAUGCGGCUUACAAGCCACGUGUGGGGCAAUCAUUUUUCUUCGUGGGAUCCCUGUUUGGAACGCUUAUAUUUGGCCUGCUCGGAGAUAAAAUUGGCCGGAUUAAGGCACUCAUUUUGGCCAAUUGGUGUGGCUUUUUGGGUGACUUCACGACCAUCUUUGCUGGCAGUUUGACAACUUUUUCGAUAACUCGUUUCGUUUCUGGCCUUGCCGUGGAUACCAACACAUAUCUCAUGUAUAUUCUGGUUCUCGAAUAUACUACUCCGGCAAUUCGCAACUGGGGCUUGAGUGUCAGCAUGGGUGUCUUCUAUUGUCUGGGCAUGAUUUGUUCAUCUGGAUUGGCGAUACUAGUGGGCAGUUGGCGUCUGUUCCUCAUGUGCUCGUCGCUGUCACUGCUGCUGGUCACACUCUUCUAUUUCCUGACGCAGGAGAGCGCCCAGUGGCUGGUCACACGCAACGACAUCGAUGGCGCUGUCCUGCGAUUACAGAGAGUUGCCAAAGUGAAUCGUCGCCACCUUAAUGAUGAGGAUAUCAAUGCGUUUCGCAGCUACUGUCAGAUUAACUGCCACAACAAAGCGCAGCAAGGCAAUGACAAUCAGGACAAGCUGAUGGACAUGUUCAAGACGCCGCAUCUCCGCAAAGUAUUAAUUCAAAUGCUGAUCGUAUUCACCAUUGUUUGCAUUUGCUUCAAUACGAUGGCACGCAGUGUUGAGGGACUGGGCAUAUCACCGUUAAUAAUGUUCGCCCUGACCGCCUUGACGCUGUUUCCCUCUGGCUUACUGCAGGCGGAUCUGCAGAAGCGGAUUGGUCGCAAGGGUUCCGCGGUGCUAUCGAUGCUACUCACCGGAGUCCUUACAGCAGCCAGUGGCAUAGCCUUGUCGCUGUGGCAACAACCCGGCGUCGUGCUUUUGGUCUGCCUGACGAUGGCCUCGCGUUUGGGCAUGUCAGUCUGCCUUGGCUCCACAUUGCUGUUCUCCACAGAGCUGGUGCCCACUUGUGUGCGAUCCCGUGGCCUCGCUGUGGCUCACAUGGCCGGAGCAGCUGCCUCUCUGCUGACGCCCUACAUUCAGCACGUGGGCAUCUACUACAAGGCACUGCCUUCGAUUAUCAUGUGCCUGCUGUUCUUCAUUUGCGCCUACAUUAGUCUCCGACUGCCGGAGACGGGCAACAGGAAACUGCCGAUUACUUUGGCAGAGGGGGAGCUGUUUGGGCGGGGGGAACGCAUGUUUGACUUUAUAAGGAAUAGGACGAGGCCACAGACUACGGCUGAUGUCGAUGACAAACUGGAAGCUGAAACAGAACAGAAAUUCAUCUCUUAAUCAAUUUUUAAGUUCAAUUUAGAAGUAUUUAAGUUUUAUCAAUUGUUCAAUUAAACUGCGGCAUCUCAUUAAAGUAUGUGAAAUCAAGUGUAAACACUUAUGCAAUGCUGGACUACAACAUACCCUGCAAAAGUGCCGGAGUGUGUGACACCAAAAUGAAGGCUUGCAAAAGUAUUUAAAAGAAAAGAAAAAAAAAUGAGAACAUAAAUAUAAUAAACUAUUUUAUAAUA